This is a messenger RNA of Trichoderma atroviride IMI 206040, 1952 nucleotides long. RefSeq lists its product as uncharacterized. Lineage: Eukaryota; Fungi; Ascomycota; Sordariomycetes; Hypocreales; Hypocreaceae. Gene Ontology annotation, cellular component: eukaryotic translation initiation factor 2 complex; cytosol. The record is from RefSeq and is a predicted model, not a curated record. Gene Ontology annotation, molecular function: GTPase activity; GTP binding; tRNA binding. Gene Ontology annotation, biological process: formation of translation preinitiation complex.
AUGUCUGACGAUCCGAAAUACGACGAUAUCCAGUCCGACUCUGACUCUGGAGAGUCCAUCGACGCCCAGGACAACGCCGUCGAAGAAAAGGCCCUCAAGCCCGCCCUCAAGAAGUCCAACCCCGUCAUCCCCGACAAGACGGUCGCAAAGCCCCCGUUGCCCCCACAGACCGAUCCCAAGGAUCUCGAUGUUUCCAUCCUGACGCCUCUCACCCCCGAGAUUAUUGCCCGACAAGCCACCAUCAACAUUGGUACCAUUGGUCAUGUCGCUCACGGAAAGUCCACCGUCGUCAAGGCCAUUUCCGGUGUCCAGACAGUUCGAUUCAAGAACGAGCUGAUCCGUAACAUCACCAUCAAGCUGGGUUACGCCAACGCCAAGAUCUACCAGUGCGAUAACGCUGCAUGCCCUCGUCCUGGCUGCUACCGAAGCUACGGCAGUGAGAAGGAGGUUGACCCUCCUUGCGAGAGAGAUGGCUGCGGUGGCACAUACCGUCUGCUGCGACAUGUUUCAUUUGUUGACUGCCCUGGUCACGAUAUUCUCAUGAGCACCAUGUUGUCAGGUGCAGCUGUCAUGGACGCCGCCCUUCUGCUGAUCGCAGGCAACGAAUCCUGCCCUCAGCCUCAGACAUCAGAGCAUUUGGCCGCCAUCGAGAUCAUGAAGCUCGAGAACAUCAUCAUCCUGCAGAACAAGGUCGACCUGAUGAGAGAAGAAAUCACUCAACAGCACUUUGACUCGAUCCUCAAGUUCAUCCGUGGAACUGUUGCUGAGAAAUCUCCCGUCAUCCCCAUCUCUGCUCAGCUCAAGGUCAACGUCGAUGCCGUCCUCGAUGCCAUUGUCAACACCAUCCCUGUUCCCGUCAGAGAUCUCUCCCUUUCACCACACAUGAUCAUCAUUCGUUCCUUCGACGUCAACAAGCCCGGUGCUGAGAUUGACGACCUGAAGGGUGGUGUUGCCGGUGGUAGUAUCCUGCACGGCGUUCUCAAGCUUGGUGAUGAGAUCGAGAUUCGCCCCGGUAUUGUUUCCCGCGACAACAGCGGUGCUCUCAAGUGCACUCCUCUCUUCAGCAGAGUCAUCUCUCUCAACUCAGAAGGCAACGACCUCAAGUACGCUGUUCCCGGUGGUCUGAUUGGUGUCGGUACCCAGAUCGAUCCCACCCUUUGCCGUGCUGAUCGUCUGGUCGGUUUCGUCCUGGGCCUCAAGGGCAAGCUCCCCGAUAUCUACAGCGAAAUCGAAAUCAACUUCUACCUCCUCCGACGUCUGCUUGGUGUCAAGACUGCCGAUGGCAAGCAGGCCAAGGUCGCCAAGCUGGCCAAGAACGAAGUCAUCAUGGUCAACAUUGGUUCCACAUCCACCGGUGCCAAGGUUGCUGCCAUCAAGAACGAUGCUGCCAAGCUGAUCCUAACCAGCCCCGUCUGCACGGAUAUUGGCGAGAAGGUUGCCCUCAGCCGACGUAUCGACAAGCACUGGCGUCUUAUUGGAUGGGCUACAAUUGCUGCUGGUGUUACUCUGGAGCCCAGCUCUGCAUAAGCAUAGAGCUAGGAAAGAGUAAACUUAUCUAUGAAGCGAUGUGUUAUUAUGGGUUUUGGGUGGGGAGCGAAAAAAGAAACUUAUGCUUCGGGUUGUAGUAUAUCAGCAGAAUUAUCGACCUAACCAGCGAUUUUUCUUGCAGCGGUGUGAAGAAACGGGGAAGGAGAAGGAGAGAAAAGGGGAGACAGCGAUUAGUCGGUUCCAAACGAGCCAUACAGAGCAGGAUUGAAACGCCUUCCCAGAGGCUAGGUAGCGGCGUCAGGAAAGGUGCCCUUCAUUGGUGCUAUAAAGCUAUAGAAGUUCUUUUUUUUUUCUUUACCCAGGAUGAUAAUGGUGAAGAGAGAGAGAGAGAAAAGCACAAAUAGCUGCUAGGUCAAUUUUUGUGUUGAAGAAUUGGACAAUCCAUAAUAUAUAAAUCAUCAUGC